AUGGACUUAGGCCAUGACUUCUUCCUCAUAAAAUUCUCUCAAGAACGGAAUUUGCUUCACGCUUUUCACGAUGGGCCUUGGUUUGUCUACAACAACUUUGUCUCUGUGCAGAGGUGGGAACCAAAAUUCGUUGCAUCCCAAGCACCUGUUGCCUACACUGUCAUUUGGGUUCGUUUGCCUGAGCUUCGGACAGAAUAUUAUGAUGCUGAAAUUCUUCACAGGAUAGGUGGAAAGAUAGGUACACUCUUGAAAGUAGACAACUGCACAUCCACCAAUUCACGCGGCAGAUAUGCUCGCCUUUAUGUUCAAGUGCCCCUUGAUCAGCCAUUGCUUCACCACCUAUUCAUUGGAACACACAAACAAGUGAUUCUCUAUGAAGCAUUGUCUCUACUCUGCACAAAUUGUGGUCGGCUCGGACACACAUCCCACUGCCCGCACACACCCCUUAACAAACCUGCUGCAUCAGCUGCUGUGAUGCAGAACAAUGUACAGGAUGGCGAACCAAUACCUACAAGUCCACCACAAAGUCUUGAACAAAAUUGUGAAAAGCAAGAAGGCUGA
Capsicum annuum is the source of this 561-nucleotide messenger RNA. RefSeq lists its product as uncharacterized. The transcript has a single exon. Bases 1 to 561 code for a protein of 186 amino acids. Lineage: Eukaryota; Viridiplantae; Streptophyta; Magnoliopsida; Solanales; Solanaceae. The record is from RefSeq and is a predicted model, not a curated record.